Thrips palmi is the source of this 4350-nucleotide messenger RNA. It is a transcript of the gene Elp1, whose product is annotated as putative elongator complex protein 1. NCBI's taxonomy places the organism in Eukaryota, Metazoa, Arthropoda, Insecta, Thysanoptera, Thripidae. Gene Ontology annotation, molecular function: tRNA binding. Bases 119 to 4174 code for a protein of 1351 amino acids. Gene Ontology annotation, biological process: tRNA wobble base 5-methoxycarbonylmethyl-2-thiouridinylation. The transcript has 15 exons. Gene Ontology annotation, cellular component: elongator holoenzyme complex; cytosol. The record is from RefSeq and is a predicted model, not a curated record.
GCAAACCUGGAGCACUCCGAGGUGUUGUUCUGCCGCACAACACACCUGACUCACGGGGGUUAGAACUCAAGUUUAUUUUGCUUGUUUAUUCAAGAAGACUUGAUUGUUUCAACCCAAGAUGAGGAAUUUAUUUGUGAGCAAUCAUAGGGAGUAUUCCAUCCCUGGGCUGAAGCUCGCCACUGCCGAAGACUCCCAGAAACUGCUAGUUAUAGACCACAUUAAGAAUGCUGUUUUUGUGGAAAGUUGUGGCACUGUGUACAGAUAUUCACCCGAGGGUGAAACUCUUGUGGAACUGUUCAGCUCAACUGAGUACUACAGUAAUGAAGAACCUGUUCCCACAAUCGUGGGAAUGUGUUAUUUUCAAGUGACAGAUACCAUCUGUCUGGCAGUCGACAAAGGAGACUUGUUGAGCCUCAGUGCAUCGACACUUGGGGAAGUAGAAUGUGUUGGUUUCGUUGAAUCAGGACUGCAGCUCAUGGAGCCUAGUCCAGACGAAGAUGUAUUGGUACUGGUGACAGCCCAGAACACUGUUAUAACUAUGACAGCUUCAUUCGAUCCUAUCAAUGAAACAGAUUUGCAGCAAAAAGAGUUUGGAGAAAACAGAUUUAUAACAGUUGGAUGGGGGAAGAAGGAGACCCAGUUUCAUGGCUCUGAAGGAAAAGCUGCAGCUCUAGCCAAAUCAACGACCCAAGCUGCGCCAAUAUCAAAAUUUGACUCAGGACUUCCUCAAAUAACGUGGAGAGGAGAUGGUUCAUUGUUUGCUGUCAACUCUGUAAAUCAAGAGACGGGCGAGCGCUUUGUCCGUGUAUUUGAUAGGAAAGGAGAUUUGAUGUACACUAGUGAGCGCAUUCCUGGCUUGGAAGGAGUGGUAUCUUGGAGGCCUUCGGGUAACCUUAUGGCUUGUACCCAAAGAAUGCCAAACAAGCAUGUGGUCUGCUUCUUGGAAAAAAAUGGUUUAAGACAUGGAGAUUUCACUCUUCCCUUUGCUUUGGACACUGUACGUGUUCGCCAACUUUUAUGGAAUGCAGAAUCGAGCAUUCUUCUAGUGUGGUGUCAGGUUUUAGAGGGAGUUCCUCCACCAGCAGGGUUGGUAGCUGGGCAGAAUACCCUUCUGCUGUGGACUGUUAACAAUUAUCACUGGUACUUGAAGCAAAGAAUAGAUUUGAAGUCUGAGCUCAGCCCUGUCGCUGCUCGUUGGGAUAUGGAUUCGGGAAACAGAUUACAUAUUAUUUGCACGGGAGCCAAAUAUAUUAGUUAUGAAUUCUCUUGGCGAGUAGACCACAGCAAUGGAAUGACCAACACUGAUGGUGCUUUUGUUGGAGUGAUUGAUGGAGAUUCUCUGUUACUAACAUCUUUUCGCUAUAAUGUGAUACCACCUCCCAUGUGUGGUACAACACUGAAACUUGCUGCCCCAGCUUUGGAAGUAGUAUUUGCUCCCCAACACGUACCGUCUGCAAAAGAACUUGAAUGCCGGUACCUCAAUACAAGCUCCACAGAAGACUCAGGGUUUGGAGAAGUUGUUGAAUCCUUAAGUUCAAAUCCAAACAACUUCUGCGUCCUCUUGAGUAAUGGCUUGUUUGCUGCCUAUUCUUAUGUUGGGGGACCUCGAGCACCAAACCCAAGUCACACACUGGCUGGAACAUACCAGAUAGAGUGGGAGGGUGAUCAAACCAUUCCCAGUCAUUGUUUCCACCAUUGGACUUGGGUGUCCCGUGAUUCAAUGCUUUGCAGCACCACACUUGAUAAUCAGUCACAUUUGUGUGUUUUUGAAAUGGAUCCUUUGGGGGCUGUAGAGUUUGGUCGAAUUUCUCUGAAGAAGAAAAUUGCUCUCUUGAGCAAUGUUGAAUCAAUAGCAAUGGGUGUGGACACCAACAUUGCAUACAUCCAGUUGUCAGACGGUAAAGUUUUAAGCUACUCCAUCGAUUCAGAUGCACUGGUGGAAAUGUUCACUUUUCCUCAUCCUGUUGUGAAAAUGGUGGCGUGUAGAGUGGAUAAGGAGACCAAUGGUGGUCAGGAGAUUAUCCUUGGUCUUGCCAACCAUAAUCGACUCUAUGCCAACACUGACUUAGUGAUGAGCAACGUUACCUCUGUCGACUUGCAUUCUCAGUUCCUGCUCCUCACCACAUCUCAGCAACAACUGUUUUGCUGCCCUCUAAAAAGAGCAUCAAUUUUAUCUUUGUCAAAAUCAAGUGCAGAGAUAGUGAGUUACGGUGUUGCUGAAAGGAAAGUUGAGAGAGGAUCACGUUUAGUUGUUGUUGUUCCUGAUGGAAAUCGAGUUAUUCUGCAGAUGCCUCGUGGUAAUCUUGAGUGCAUUGAACCAAGAGCACUGUCUCUUUGCCAAUUAGCCAUUUUGUUAAACUCCCAAUCCUAUUUUGAAGCCUUUGACUUGGCCCGCAAACAAAGAAUCAAUUUGAAUUUAUUUGUCGAUCAUGAUGCAGAUCUAUUCCUUCAAAAUAUUGAUAUGUUUGUUAAACGUGUCACCAAUCCUCAAUGGCUGUGUCUCUUCCUUGCUGAGCUGCAGGACGAAGACUGUACAACUACAAUGUACAAAGCUCAUUAUCCUGAUGUUCGAUCAGCAUCACUUCCUGAUAAAAUCAACACAGUUUGUGAUGCAUUCCUGGCAUCUGUAAAAAAAAUGGAUGAUUCAGAAUCAGCCAAGUUGACUCUCCCGAUUCUUACUGCAUUAGUCCUGAAAAGUACGCCUGGUGGACUAGAAUCAGCUUUGACAUUAAUUAAGACCUUGAAAGAGUCAGAGGAUAAAGCUGAGGGAGCUGUGCCUUGGACUUCAGCAUUACGACAUUUGUUGUAUCUGCGGGAUGUGAACCAGUUGAUGGAUGCAGCCUUGGGCAUGUAUGACUUCAAUCUGGUUGUCCUUGUUGCUUCAAAGUCUCAGAAGGAUCCCAAGGAAUAUUUGGCCUUUCUCAACAAAUUACGUGAAAUGGAACCUAAUUAUCAACGCUACAGCGUAGACAAACACCUGCGAAAAUGGGGAUCAGCCUUAUUAAAUCUCAUUCAAUGUCCAGAUGAUCAUACUGAUGAGUUGCUUCAAUUUGUUGUGAACCAAGGAUUGUUCAGAGAAGCACUACGAGCUUUGCCAAAUUCAGAUGAAAGGUUUAAAAUGAUUGCAUCAGCUUAUGCAGAUAAGCUAGCAUCUCAACGUCUGUACAAAGAGGCAGCAGUCAUGUACCGAAGAGCUGGUGAUUUCUUCAAUGCUAUGUUGUCACAUCAGAAGGCCUUAGCUUGGAGAAAUUGUAUUCAAGAUGCUACUGCCGCUAAAAUCAUUGAUGAAGACCUUAAAGAGCUACUCGGUGAUCUCGCAACUGCUCUUCAAGGAGCUUGCCAGUUUGAAGAGGCAGCAAUUAUUUAUCAUACAUAUUUACAGCAACCAUUGGAGGCUGUGAAAGCACUUUGCCUUGGCCAUCUCUGGCCUGAAGCUCAAAGAAUUGCAACCACAUUCCAACUGAGUUGCUUGGAAACUGUCAUCCAUCCGUCAGCUUUGGAGUACGCGGAGACACUUUCUACCCAAGUUAAAAACGCUGCUGAUCUGUUUAAUACCCACUACUCCAGACUUGUGGAAUUGAGGAGAGAGAAACAGCUUGCCCGCGAGAGACUGGAGGCUCAAGAUGGUGAUGUUGAUGGCUAUGGUGAAAGUGAUUUGCUGUCUGACACAAGUAGUGUGACAGGCAGUUCUCUGUCGUCUAAAGGCUCUUCAAGCCUGUCAUCUGGAAGUAACAGAUCAAGCAAAAACCGCAGAAAGCAUGAACGUAAAAUCCUGAGUCUGAAGAAGGGAAACCCUCAUGAAGAGUUGGCUCUUUUGUAUGCUUUACAUCAAUGUAUUUCCUCAUCAUUUUCUUUGAGAGAGGAGGUUAGUUCCUUGAGCAAUACUCUUGUGGAUUUUGGAGAUGAUAGUACUGCAGAAGAUCUUCAAAACUCACUAUCCAAAACUCUGAAAGCUAUGGAAUCAAGCUUCAAUAAAAUUUGGUUGCCUUCUUUGAGUCUUGGCUACAAUUCUCAGCAGGCAUUUGGACCCAAUGCAACAUCUAACAUGCUCGCAUCAAGUAUCAGCUCCAAUUCAACAAAUCAAUUAGAUAUGACCUUACUGGAGCCCCUGUACCGCUUUCCACCAGUGGUCCGGCCAGUGAAGUGGGAGAUGGAUAUGUUAAAGAAGACCUGAACACUGUUUCUGAAUAACUUGUUUUAAGUUUGACAUUGUCAGCAAAGACAAAAUGAAGCUGUUAGAUGAUUGCCUUUUGGCUUCAAGUAGUUCAUAAUGGCUCAUUUUGGAACAUAUUGUGAUAAUUUAUAGGUACAUUAACAUGAAAUCAAAUAAAUUUGAUUUUGCCAAAACAA